This is a messenger RNA of Strigops habroptila (Kakapo), 12915 nucleotides long. It is a transcript of the gene ARHGEF4, whose product is annotated as Rho guanine nucleotide exchange factor 4. Lineage: Eukaryota; Metazoa; Chordata; Aves; Psittaciformes; Psittacidae. Gene Ontology annotation, molecular function: guanyl-nucleotide exchange factor activity; protein binding. The record is from RefSeq and is a predicted model, not a curated record. Gene Ontology annotation, biological process: intracellular signal transduction.
UUGCCUGAAAGAUAUAUGAAAGCAAAACUCACUCUGACAGCGUACCUGACAUGCUGGCUGUUGCUGACACUCUGCAAGAAAGCCUAUGAGAAAAGACUCUCUGCUUCUAAAAAGGAGUGCCAAGGAAGUGCUGUAAUAAAAGCUACUGGAGGAACAGAAGAGAGUACUUCUGAGAAGAGGCAGCUCCACAUCCAGACCCCAGACCCCGUUGAAAAUUACAUCAGUGAAGGAGAGUUUGAAGAUGAUCUUAGUUCUUCUACCCCGAGCACGAUAGAGCUGGAGAUUCGUGGAUCCAGCCAAGAAACAGAUGAAGAUUAUUUUGAGACCCUGUCACAUCAGAGUGGAUCUUUGUCAGAUGUGAAAACUGAGCCUUUUGAAAGUGCAUCAGACACAGAAUCUGUUUCCAGUGAUGUAACUGGGGAAACUUGCUUGGAUUCAAACUGCCUUUUAACUGAAAGAAAAAAUCUGCGCUGUAGCCUUCCUAAAGCAAAGGCAGAAAAAACUCUUCAUGCACUGAAGUGCUCAAGGCAACCAGAAUUCACCCAGCAGGUGCGGUUAGAAGUGUCCUCCAAAAUAAAAGCCGCACCGAGCAAGACUGAAUUUUGCAUACGAUCUGCAAAGUCAGAAGGUGAAGAAUUGGGUGAUGAAGAGCCAACAUUAACUAGUAGCACUUCCAACAUAGAGAGCCAAGUCAGUGAAAAGGGUAUUGUUUCACAGUCAAAUAGAAAGUCUGUAGCAGUACUGCAAAGUAAAGCAGAUUCUGAAAGCAGUAAAGUGCACUCCUGUACCAACUCAGUACCUGUAGAAGAUGAUGUUACAAGACAGAAGGAACAUCCUGCAGUAUUAAGCAUUGCUUGUUUAAAAGCAAACUCAGAAAACUGUUUGGGUUUUCCUAAGGUACAGCAAUUUUCCUUCCAGUCAGAUGCAGCAUCAAGCUGUAGUUUGCCUAAUCUUCAUUUUGAAACAGAUGGACCUAACUGUAAAAGUUACGCUGAGACAUCUGACUAUAAGUGUGAAUUAGAUUCUAUGUCCAGUAUAAGAUGCAGCAGGAGGAACUCAGUUGACAGUGAGAAAACUACAGGUAAAAGGGAAAAACAUGGAAGUACAGACAUCAUGUUGACAUCAGAUUCAUUCUUGUACCAGAGUUGCUUUGAACCAACGUCUCAGCCACCACUCACAAGGUCAGAGAUUACAGAAAGUAAAACAUGGCACAGUGUACCUGAAAAUAUCAGUGCUCAAAGCAAGACAGAAUAUGUGGAGAACUGUAUUCAUCUGACAGACAAAUUUAGAUGGUCAUGUUCCAGAAUACAUCUUCAAGGGCUGGAUUUUGAAUACACUUGGAAAAACUUAGGAAGGGUAACUGUCAACCCUGAAAAGAUAAUAAAAAUAGAGGGCAAAUAUGGCAUAGAAAGAGCUUUUCUUAAUACUGACAUAGACUCAAAUGAGUGUCAGCUUUUUCAACCAGAAGGUUCUCCCCAGUGCGUUGAUUAUUGUUUGCACUCUAAAUCAGAAACGUGUGGCCUUAGCCCAGAAGCAGUAGGUACCUGUGCUGACAGCUUGUCUUCUAUACAGAUUGAUGCUUGUGAGUGUAAUCCGGAACAAAACGAGACUUCAUCUGCCCUGGACUGCAAGCCAGUGAUCAUAAAUGCUGAAGAACUUAUAAGUGAUCAGUACAAAGCUGAAAAAGAUCUGGAAGCAGACAGAUUCCCUGAUGCAACUGAUGUUGAAUUUGACAUUGAUGACACUGAGAAUCUAACAGCUUGUCAUGUAGGUUUUCCUGCUGUUGUGGAAAACAGAGAUUGUGAUUGUUCUGUAAACUGCAACUCCACUGGUAGAAUACAGCAGAGAGGUUUGAAGGAGAAUGGCUUUGAAUCUGAACUGUCAAGUAUGGAGAUCAUGGUAGGGGAACAAUCAGUAGAUGACUCUUCUAACCUUGACUUGGGUUGGAAAGUCCCGGAAACCCCGUUGCAGCCAGGUAGUAGUAACACUGGGGCAGAGAACAAAGAGUCCAUGCAGCAAAAUACAAGUUGCAAAACUGAUGCCUUAAGGAGUGACUCUGAGCUAGUAACAAAUGAGCAUCCUGCACAGAAAGAAAAGGAUGAAGACAGCAUCUUUGCUGUUGAAACGACUUCUGGAUCAGAUUAUAUAAACCAGAGAAGGCAUUUAAUGACUCUUCCAGAGUUAAAGCCUGCCCUAAUUAUAGUAUCUGUAGAACAGAAAGGACUACAGUGCAAGACACUGAACGAUAACCUUCCUCCUGAAGUGGUAACUGAAACAUUGAGUAACAUAGUGAACAAGGAUUUGACAUCUGCUCAUACUGUCAGCAAAACUCAUGAUGAGCCAGAGAGAGUUCUGAGUGAAAGCUGUAGCUGUGAAGAGCAAAUUCUGGCCAUCCACCCCAUUCCUCGUAGUGCAAAGCUACUUCCUGGUACAGAUACAGCUGAGGAAAACCCAGAAGUUUCACAAGAGAAAAGAGAGAAAACGUAUGCAGUUUCAUCCUUAGGGUUUACUUGUAGUAAUUCCAUGGUAACGAGUGCAGAAGUGGAAUUUGGGAGUGUUGCUGUAUCACUGGACAAUGAUACACUUAUUGCAGAAAGUCAGGCAGAUGGAUGUGAAGAAGUGCUUUUAAAUUCACAUAGUGGAAGUGGUGUUAUGAUCUCUGAGAAAGAGCCCUAUAGAAUAAAGACUGGUUUUGAAUCAGAGAUAGAACAGCUCAGAAAGUCACAGGCUGAAACAGGAGAAAACCAGGUGUCUAAAGAAGAGGAAUUAAAAGCACAUCAAGGAAGAGAGGAAGGCUCAUACAUAGCUAGUGCAGUAACACUGGAAGCGUGCAGCGUAAGCAAUUUGUGUCAGGGGGAUGGUGCUAAUGUUGAUCUUCAAGGGCCCAGCGUGAGCUCUGAACAAUCAAUAGCCAGGCAAGAAAGUGAAGGCUGUAAUGGUUCAAAGGAACAAAUAGGUAUUUGUGAAGAACCUUCUUUUAGGGAAGGAAAAGAGGGCUCUGCUGCAGAAGACACAGCUAGCCCGAGCAAAGACAGUUCACUGAAUCUAGAUGUGUCUGAUGUCUUUAACUAUUCUGUGAAAAGGGAAACCCAUAACACUUGCAUGCUGGGCCUGGAUAAUAUAAGUACCUGCAGCACUAACAGCGAGGAGAUGGAUGACAAUUCAUUGCAUGUCAUGGGAAGUAACAGCAGUCUCUAUAAAGUGCAAAAGCCAACAAAGAAUGGCAAUAGUGGGAAAGCUUCCAGGUUCUUGGUAUUCUCAAAAAUGACAUCUUUCAGGAAAAGUAAGACUGCCACAGCAGAAAAUCAGGGAAGUAGCAGCUUCUUUGGCUGCAAGGCAAAGUUGGAAGAACUGGAUGCUGGGAAAGAGGACGAAGACACUGAAAGUUUACAGUCUUUCAAGAGUUGUUCAUCUGGCUCAGUCUUCCACAGGAAGGAAAGCUACACCUCUGAGUACUCUGAUGAUGAUGAUUUAUUCUAUGAGAGACCUGCAGGAUUAUUCAACAGAAUGAGCCUGAGGAAGGCUUCUGGUUCUGGUCGGAUACUGAUGGAAGAUGUAGAUACAAAUUUAACUUCUUCCACACUGACUGCUGUCAAAUAUGCAGAUCGGCAAGUUUCAAGUUCAUCUGAAAACAACGAGAGUGAACCUGUGGAAUUCUCUGGGACUAGAAAAUCAUUCCCUGAAAAUGAAUACAAAAGAAAUAAAACCCCUGAGGGUAAGAAGUUCAGGACAAGGUUAGCCUUGGCACACAAAUCCCUCUCAAGUUUAUUUGAAUCCAAAUCUCCAGAGAAAGAAAAUAGCGAGCAAAGCUCAAGAGUAUCAGUGAAAAAUGACAAGGAGAAAGCCAAACUUCGCCAGAGCGCCUGGAAAGCUUUUCUAAAAAGCAAGGAGGCAGAUGGACUAAAAAGGCCUGUCUUAGCAAGUUUAUCACCCACACAGGAGGGUCUUAAUGCAACUAGCAGCCAUGUAAUGAGAACAUCAUCAGUAGAGCGACAGGAUAGUUCCAAUGGACACGUGUUUUUUAAACCACAAACAGCUAAUGGCUCCUCAACAGACACCAACUAUUUUGACACCUCUGUUGAGCCUGUUGAUGUCUCUUCACCUGCAGGUAUAUGGAGAAAACGAAUACAGUCCCAUGACAUGGGCAUGAAGUACUCACAGAGCUCAGACUGUGAUGAACAACAGGAGGCUCUGAGCAACAGUUUAAAUACUUCCCUAGAGGAGUACUGGAUGAAAUCUCCAUUUAGCCCCACUGACUUGCCAUUGCCAUUUAAUCAGUCAAGUCCAUCAUGUCCCCAGCUCUCAAAUUCUGAUGGUAAAGACAUGCCUUGUAGGCCCAUGAGUCCUAAACCACAGAGCCCACGAUCCAUGUCUCAGCACAAGAGCUUCCGCUAUCCUGGAAGAAUAUGUGCCACUUCGAUGAUCUCUCUUGGGAACAGCUCUGCAGUUGAAAGCAGUUUGGAGGCUCCUGAGAGACCAAAGACACUGAAACCCAGAGGUAGUCUCUUACUCUCUGUACACUCAUGGGACAACGAAUACCAGAGGGAUGACAGUGGCAUAAGCAGUCAAUCCCAGAUCAGCUUAAACACGGCUUCUUCCAUUAGUGACAUGCUCCGAGAUGAGGAGUCUAAACAGCAAUGUCAAACACCACCUGAAAAGAGGCCAAAUGAGAAAUGGGUUCCCCAUCGCAAAAGGAGGCCCUCCCAGGUUCCACCAUCCCCACACCCUAUCUCCACCCUUGAGAGCAAAGCCUGGAGGCUUUCCUUCCUUGCUCCAGAUGAAAAAGCCAAGGAGAUUCCAGAGAGGAGGAAGAGACCUAAACCCCUCUAUAAGUGCUUCAGCUUCGAUGAUGUUUGGAUGGAGAGGAACCAGAAAUGGAAGCUAGAGAAGGAGACACAGCCAGAGAGAGGGAUUCAGUUGCGACAUCUCCCAGAGGACCAGUUAAAAACUGGAAUAAGUCCAUCCAUCAUGUCUGCUGUUGCUUUUGACAUCCUACCACUGAAACUGCAUCCCUUUUCCCAGAGCACUCCGACAGGCUUAGACUGUGUGGGCUGGAAGCGGCGCAUCUCCUCUCCCGUGAUCACUGAUGGGGCACUGGAUAAGACAGCUCUAACAGACGAUGUGGGAAGUGAGGAGGACCUGUAUGAGGACUUCCGGAGCUCCAACCACCGCUAUGGCCACCCUGGGGGAGGCGGAGAGCAGCUUGCCAUCAAUGAGCUCAUCAGCGAUGGCAGCGUGGUGUAUGCAGAAGCCCUCUGGGACCAUGUCACGAUGGAUGACCAAGAGCUGGGAUUCAAGGCCGGGGAUGUCAUUGAAGUAAUGGAUGCUACCAACAAGGAGUGGUGGUGGGGGAGGAUUCUGGACAGCGAAGGCUGGUUUCCAGCCAGCUUUGUACGGCUGCGAGUAAACCAGGAUGAGCCCAUGGAAGAUUAUCCCCUGAAGGUAGAGGGUGGCAAAGAGGACGACUCCAGCAGUGGCGCCCGCCGCUUUGGGAUGGGGCAGACCACCAAAGACCAGAUGAGGACCAAUGUCAUCAAUGAGAUCAUAAGCACAGAGAGAGACUACAUCAAGCAUCUGAAGGACAUUUGUGAGGGUUACAUUAAGCAGUGCCGCAAAAGAGCCGACAUGUUUACAGAAGAACAGCUGAAGACAAUCUUUGGGAAUAUCGAGGACAUUUACAGAUGCCAGAAGAAGUUUGUUAAAGCACUAGAGAAGAAAUUCAACAAAGACCACCCACACUUGAGUGAGGUUGGCUCGUGCUUCUUGGAAUAUCAAACAGAGUUUCAGAUAUACUCUGAAUACUGCAACAACCACCCGAAUGCCUGCAUGGAGCUGUCCCGCCUCACCAAAGUCAACAAGUACGUCUACUUCUUCGAAGCCUGCCGCCUGCUGCAGAAGAUGAUUGACAUCUCUCUGGAUGGGUUUCUGCUGACUCCUGUGCAGAAGAUCUGCAAAUACCCACUGCAACUGGCGGAGCUGCUCAAAUACACCAACCCCCAGCACAGGGAUUUUAAAGAUGUUGAAGCUGCCUUAAAUGCCAUGAAGAACGUUGCUCGGCUCAUCAACGAGAGAAAGCGGCGGCUGGAGAACAUUGACAAGAUUGCUCAGUGGCAGAGUUCGAUAGAGGACUGGGAGGGUGAAGACGUCCUCGUUAGAAGCUCGGAACUCAUCUAUUCUGGAGAAUUAACCAAAAUCUCCCACCCUCAAGCCAAGAGCCAACAGAGAAUGUUCUUCCUCUUCGAUCACCAGCUUGUCUGCUGCAAGAAGGACCUCCUGCGCCGGGAUAUCUUGUAUUACAAGAGUCGGAUCAACAUGGAUGACAUGGAAAUACUGGAUGUAGAAGAUGGGAAGGACAAGGACUUCAACAUCAGCGUGAAAAAUGCAUUUAAGUUGCGCUGCCGAGACACUGAGGAAGUCCACUUGUUCUGUGCAAAAAAGCCAGAGCAGAAACAGCGCUGGCUGAAGGCAUUUGAGAAUGAAAGGAGACAGGUUCAGCUCGACCAGGAGACAGGUUUUUCAAUUACAGAGGUGCAGAAAAAGCAGGCCAUGCUGAAUGCCAGCAAGCAGCACCAUACUGGGAAGCCUAAAGCUGUCACCAGGCCAUACUAUGACUUCCUGAUGCGUCAGAAGCAUCCCACCCUGCCUACUAUGGUCCCUCAGCAGCAGGUCUUCAUGCUGGCAGAGCCCGCGCAAGCCCUCGAACUUCUGGCAGAACAUCAGCAGGCUGACACCCUUCCGGAAAUGAGGGCAGCCCGUGUUUGUGCCUGAACCCCUUCAUGAGAAAGCACUUUAUCCAUCAGUCCUGGGAGGUGGAGCCCAGCUUCUUUCAAUCCUUUGUUUACAGAGGAUGGCACACGUGCUCCUGCUUUCCCUAUUUAUACCGCAGACCAACUGCCACACUGGCUCUGAGGUGAGACACUGUGUGUGUGCUUGCACACACGUGUGCAUUUGUGCCAGUCCCAUUGAGCCUGCCCUGCACAGUGCCCAAAGGGCAAACUUCCAGGAAGAGCUCACAUCUGCGUGUCAGCUGUACCUGGAGUCACUCCCUCCCGCUGUGAACACUACUGCUGCCUGGCAGCUACCAGAGGGGACGGCUGCCCAUACACCGGCUGGCUCUGUGUCUGCUGACAGUCACUGACAUGAUACAUUUUCCAUGGAGGGAUAAACCCUUCUCUCUCUGCCCACCCCACUCCUGACGUUUCUCAGAGACAUGAUCCUCCUCCUACACACGUCUAACUAAUUCAGUUAGCCUUUGGGGCACUCAGACAACAGUGAGUAUUGCACUGUGACCUUUUCCUUUCCUUUAGUUCACCACUGAUGAACUGUAUCCUAGGUUAAACUGUGCCAAUCAACCUGCAGCAUGAGUAAAGUCCAACAAUCUCUUUAGUGGGUUUGAAUUCCAUAAGUUAGAGAAAAAUGUGCCUAAUUAAUACCGUACUCAAUUCCUUAGAUUCUCGUCUCCAUUGUUUUGCCAUAUUUCCUGGCCAAUGAAAAUGCUCAUUGUUUGUAAUGUCUUUAUUUAUGGUAAAAAAAAUCAGAACUGUGUAUUUUGUAAGUCUGUAAUUGUUCUUGUCACAUGUUGUUAACUUGAUGCCUGUUUUGUCUGUUCUAUUUUUUUAAAGAAAGGUCAAUAUUUGCAAACCCAGCUCCCUGAAGUCAGAGUCUACAGUGCAACUCUGAAAGCUGACUGGUAUGCAAACUCCCACAGACCCUCAGUUCAAGGGGUAUUACUACAGGUUUUUGACACCUUUAAACAAUGAAAAGCCACUUUAAAAAGGCCAGGCCUACAUUUGGUAUUAAAAGCCUUUAAGAACCCAAACUGGCAAAAAAGAAUUAAUUUAAACCUUGGUUAGUAAAAACGGAAAGAUUUGCCUUACCAUAGCGAGAGUUAGAAGCCAUACUGACUGAAUUCCCUAGCUUACAGCCAGCCUGUGACACUGGAACAAGCAGUGUCUUCUUUCCAACACGAGGCUAGUGUGAGUGAGCACUAACUGUCUGCAGAGCUCAGAAAUCCAGUGUUUGUUGAUGCUGUAGCUGACCAAAGUCUGGUCAUCCAGGGAUACCUGAAUUCAGUAGCAUGUACAAAGUCAUUCUUGCACUAUCUCUCCCCGCCCCAGACCAGGGGCAACGUUUAAUUUCAUAAAGAAACUUGUAAAAGUGACUCUCAGCCUGUGUUUGUGUCCAUCCUGUCUAUCUGUGUGAACUUGUUUCUCUUUAAAGUCACUGCAGAGCUUCUGCUCUUGCAGUUUAAAAAGUGACCACUGCUCAGUAGGAGCCAUGCUAGAAGGUUACCCUCAAAACAGCCAUCUUUUGGAUGGAAGGCUGGGGAAGCAGAAGACAAACCACUGAUCAAGGUUAGUAAUUGUAGUUACUAGCUCCCAAAAUUCCUGCUCUUUCCUUAAAUGGAAACCAUGUCUAGGAAACAUGAGAAAAGCUGCAGAGGAUGCUCAAGCCUACUUUGAGCAAUAUGGAAUUAAAGAGGAACAGCAAGCACCCAUAAUAAGGUAUUUACUUGGAACCUGUCCCCCUCCACAGCCUUCUCCCUGCCCUUCUUCCUGGGAAAACACACAACUCCAUGCUCCUAAGCAGACCCAGAUGUGACAUCACUGGUCACUACGGUCCUACAGAGAAUGGUGACCAAACUCCAAUCUAAAUCCUCAAAAUUUCCCUCUCACUAGGAAGCACAAGGGAUGUCUGCCCAGGGAAGGUUUAUUAUUUCCUUCCUCUUUCUACACUCCCCCCCCCCCCCCCCCAUCACCCCAAGAGGAACAAAGGAAAAUGGGGCUUACCAAACUCUCCAGCAGAACAUUGCUCCGCGCUUGAGAGGACAGUGUGACAACACAUGGGAGGGCUGGGGAAAGGGGACAUACACUAAAUAAAUAAGUCAGACUUUAAAAGAAGCUACUGAGAUCAGGCUCUACUACUUACCUCUUGCCAAGUACCAAAAUUGACAGUGACCUCCCAGCCCCAUGCUAGGUUAGGAGUGCUCUGCAUGCCAUGAGCAUUAUGUGGUUACUCCUCCCCAAACAGAGGAACACUCCAAUGGGACAGCACAGCACCUGUAGGGCUGAGCUCCCUUUGCUGCACCCUCAGUGCCACCAGGCAAUUGUCACUGUUGUGUUUACCCCAGUGUCUGCACCUUCCUUUCCUUACCUUUGGCAUGUUUGUUUUGAUUGGCCAGGAAGAAAAUCUGUUGGCAUGGAAGUGAUCCAUUUUCUGGGCUUAUCACCCUUGUAGUCAGCUGGGAGGGGGGAGGCGAAAUGCUGGAUUGGACCAGUGACCCCGGGCUGGAAGGGACCAAGGGACAAUGUCCCUCAAACACACGCACACACCCUCAGAGCAAAACCAACUAGGAAGUGGCACCAGGUUUCUGAGAGUCUUGCCCAGCUGCUAUCAGCAUGCGCUCAAGGAUGGAGAGUCUCCCAAAAAAAAAAAAAAACCUCUUUGUGUUCCCGUUCAAUACCUCACUGCUCACAUUGUGGAAAAAACCCAGUUCCUACAUCUACUUAAAGUUUCCCAUGGUGCACCUUCUGUUUUUAAUUUGUACGCUGCUUUAUAUACUCAGCUUUACAUGUACAUUGAAGUCACUCCCAUACAAAUCCUCACCUAUUCUAUUGAAUGAGGUGGGGUGACAGUGGCACCAUUUCCUGUAGUGCAGCAGCUUUGAAGGGCCACAAAAAAAUGACCCUGCCCUCAGCUAAAACAUAUACAAGAACUGGCUACGAUCAGUUAUCUGUGUAUCAAUAAGCUGAACAGGAAAUACACAUCCAUGACAUUGUUUAAAUUAUCAGAUUACUUACCACCUCUUCCCAAACUUACUUCAUAUCUGACUAGCACAUACAAAUGAUUUAGAGAGAAGCUUCUUAUAAAAAUCUAAGUGACAAACCAGACUUUUUCUGGGCAUACACUACACCAGUUGAUGAAAAGUUAUUUAUUUCUGGUAGAGAGAAAUAUAUUCUUGACUAUCAGUAACUCUUCCUAGUAAGUGUCUUCAGUUGAGAUCCUAGUCUCACAAGAAACAGUUGGAGCUAGGAUCUGAUGCCCUAUGCAAGACUGAAAUCAGGUAUAAAAGCUGAUCACACUGAAAGAGGAGGAAAGCAUGUACCACAGCAGGUGAAGUGACAGCAGUGACAUUGAUGAAACAGGUAAGGAUCAAAUUCAUUUAUUCACUCAACAUACCUACCAUGCACUGACAUGUCAACAGACCACACUGUAAAGCUGAAGAGGGUUUCAUCCCUUAUUUUCUACCCAGCACUACUUCCUGAUUCUCUAACCACAGAACCUCUUAUUUCCUGAAGAAACUGUGUAUCAGAUCAUGUGUAACCUCCACUGGUUUUAAAUGAUUAGUCAUGUCCUAAAUUACUGAUUAAACGGUAAAAUGUACUUGUGUUAGACAAUGGUAACAGACAAGCCAACACUGAACUUCCUUCAUCCUGGCAUCUGGAUUUUGGAGUUAUUCACACUGUACUGUUAAUUAGAAGUAUCAGGGAGAACCUGGAUGUAAGAAAGUAAGCAUCCAUGUACACAUUGUGUAGAUUCCCAAGGUCAUCGGCUAAACUCAUAAUAAAGGGGGUUGUGGCAUACAAACAACAGGUCAAGUACAGCUGCUGUCACGUUUUCUGAGCUUAACUGGAACACAAUCUUACCAGCUUCCCAAGAAGAGUCCAUUUCAAACAUGAAUAAAUGGAGAUGUGAGACAUUGCUACCUACUCCUCUGGAGGUGAACCUUCUACACAGCCAGAAAUGCAGAUUUUAAUGCAAAACAAACUGCAGAUCUUGACACAAGUCUGAACUGCAACAAUCUUUCUGGAUUUCAGGCUAAAACCUACCUAGCUAAUCAGAAAAAUACUUCUGCGCUGAGUUAUAAAAGAGGACAAGAACACUUGAUCCACAGGUGGUUUGGUGCUUUAUUUUAUUAGGUGUUUUCAUUCUCUCUGUUCCCCUCCUUUUGUAGCUCUCCAUUUAGGAAGCUUCUUGUGAAAAACAGCCAUAAGUAAAAUCUGCCUCGAUUUCACUUGGACAAAUAAGACAGACUUAUGUAAAGCAUGUGAACCAAGCAGAAUGAUUUGCUGAAGCUACCAGUAGAAAGAAGAGAACCAGUGGCUGCUAAGUAAUCUAGUUUCUGCUCUGACAAGAAGAAAUAUCUUUAUUUCAAACUACAAGUUGGGAAUAACUACGUCAGAAAAGGUGGGUGUAUACACUAGAAAAAUGCCCUGUGCUUUGAGUUCUGGUAACAUCAAAGCAGUACAAACUGUCUUUGUACUAAAUCAAAUAACAAAUCAGUUCCCAUGGAGCUAAAAGUUCCCACAAAGCAGCCUUUAGGAUCUCUUCUGUGUUUUACCUGAACUGAAGGCUGCAGGGUGGGGAGGAGCCCUGGUUCUGUGUGGCCCCAUCCAUUGCCUUGCUGUAUGCUGCAGGCAAUUCCAGCUGUCCAGGACACUGCUCCAGCACAUCCAUCUGCCCUGCAGAAGCCCAUGACGCACAGCCCACCUGCACCUGAGUGUCCAAGCAGCCUCCUGAAAACAUCAGAAAGCCAAGUCCCCCGCCAUCCCUCAGGACAACUGAGAACUGAGGCCUCUACAAGUAACAGACAUUCCAAGAGAAACUAAUCUCAGCUUCAGACUGAAAAUGCUACAUUUCUUGGGAUGCCAGAAUGACAGUAACUAGCUUUUCUUAAUAAAAAGGCCUUUCAUUUUUUGGAAUACAGGUCAAAAUUUCAGCUGUGCUCCUCCAGAUUACUGUAGUGCACGCAUAUCUGCACAACAGCAGAAUUAUAUCAAUCUUGCCACUGAUUUUUAAAUACCAGUCUUUUGAAGAAAUAUUGUACCACUUGCUCCACAGACUGCUUAAGAACUUUGUCAGCAUCUCUAAGGUGGUACUACUUCCAGCAAGUGCUAAUUUCUUAUUUUACUAUUAUUACUUCAACUGUUUUCAAUUAUCAUGUCAAGUUUCGCUGUGUAUCUUAUAAUGUGGUUAUGGCACUGCAUUACCUGUUUGAACAAUGAGUAUGGUAGCACAGUGAUUUCUAAAGCUUUAAGAAUGGAGCUGUUCACACUUCAUUCAUCUGCUACUGAACCUGCUGCUACUCAAGUCUUCUACCCAAGUUAGCAGGACUUGACACUGCUACCAACAAGCAGCAGUACCACAUUGGUACAAUCAUAAGGUCUAUGGUAUCCUGUACCAGCCCACCAGUAGAAAGUCCCUGUCCCCAGAGCUCCCAGCCUAAGCAAAGCUGGAGGAUCAGGUGUUUGGGUAAGUAGUGGAUUAAAGAAUAAGAGCUCUGGCAUCGCAUAGAAAUUCACUGAAAUAAAAUGAAGUGUGUUCAGAUGAUUUUAACUCACUGAAAGUACAGAAGCCAGAAUGCAGCCCUGCAUUUUUCUGCUGAGUGCUACACAGAUGAGGGUGGGUAUGGGAGGACAGCCUACUGCAUGCUCAAGAACACCAGCAACCUGGAUUUCAUCUGCCUUUAUAUUCAGAGCCGCACAGCUUCAGGCUCAUGAGAGGCCAAAGGCACUUGCUCCUGCCCAGCCCCGCAGCAAUCACAGUCUUGCCCUGCCUUGGGAUUAACACCUCACACCACACUUCAUUUCUCACCAUGUCACCCAAAUGUUUCCUUAACAACAAGCUCCAUUACUAAAUUCCCACGGCUUUGGCAGAGCUGGUGGUUUUAGCAAAAAUACAGGCUGCUUUGUUCUUUCUGCAUAACACUCUUGUAAUUUCCCCCCCGCGACUACGCCACUCUUCUCUGCAUGCAGUGAGCUUUUCUUUUGCACAACUUUGCUACCAAAGCAGCUCCCUGAUUUACAGCCUGUGCAAAUGAAACACCCAUGAUACUUAACCCAGACUUGUGUACCUUUGCGUGUGACUGUUUACAUAGACAUUUGUGACAUAGGAAAUAAACAAGCUAUCAACUUC